AUUUUUUUCUUAGCCAUUUCUCAUUCAGAAAAAGUUUUUAUUAUUGAGAUUGAGUUUCAAGAUUUUUUUUUAUUUUAAAAAAUAAAUAAAUAAAAAGGAAAUGGCAUUCACAGGGACAUUGGAUAAAUGCAAAGCUUGUGAUAAGACAGUUUACUUUGUUGAUUUGUUAUCUGCUGAUGGAGCUACUUUUCAUAAGUCAUGCUUCAAAUGUAGCCAUUGCAAAGGCACUCUUGUGAUGAGCAACUACUCCUCUAUGGAUGGAGUCCUCUAUUGCAAGCCACAUUUCGAACAACUUUUUAAGGAAUCUGGAAAUUUUAGCAAAAACUUUCAGACUUCUUCGAAGUCUGAAAAGGAAAGUUCUCUGGCAAAGGCUCCAAGCAAAGUCUCUGCAAUGUUCUCUGGAACCCAAGACAAAUGUGCUGCUUGCAGCAAAACUGUUUACCCUCUUGAAAAGGUAAUAUUGGAGGGAGAAGCAUUUCACAAAUCAUGCUUCAAGUGUGCUCAUGGAGGUUGUGCCUUGACUCAUGCAACAUAUGCUGCACUUGAUGGAGUCCUUUAUUGCAAGCACCAUUUUGCUCAACUUUUUAUGGAGAAAGGAAGUUACCAACAUGUCCUCAAGGCUACUACUAACAAGAAGAGUACUGUAACACCUGUUGAUGAUGAUGAUAAUAAUAAUAAUAAUAACAAUGACGACGACGACAAGCCUGCUAAUGAGGAAGACAAGGCAAAUGAUCAUGACAAGGCAGAUGAGAAGGAACCUAAUGAUGAAAAUGAGCAAUCUUGAUCAACCCCUAAUUAUGCACUUAAUGUUAUUGAUUACUAAUUGUUUGUGUUUUUUGAAAAUUUUGAAAAAGGUUUUUGCAUUUGAAAUCCAAGUAUAUUCAUGUGAUCAAAAGUCUUGUUAUACUUUUGAUUACAAAAACUUCAUUUUCUCCCCUUUUA
Molecule: messenger RNA, 942 nt
Organism: Solanum pennellii
Lineage: Eukaryota; Viridiplantae; Streptophyta; Magnoliopsida; Solanales; Solanaceae
Product: LIM domain-containing protein WLIM2b
Exons: 5
Coding region: 101-784 (227 amino acids)
Biological process (GO): actin filament bundle assembly
Cellular component (GO): plasma membrane; actin cytoskeleton
Molecular function (GO): actin filament binding
Source: RefSeq, a predicted model, not a curated record